AUGGAGGCGAAGAAGAGAGCGGCCGCUGUUGCCACCCUGUGCAUGCUCCUCCUCCUCACGCUGCCAAAGCCAUCCCAUCAGCAGCUGUCCGAAGUCAAGUGCGAGUGCUACCGGAAGUGCUACCCUGGGUGCAACAACAGCACCCCUCCGUGGGUCUGCAAGGUGAUGUGCGCCUGUAGCUGCCCCUUCUUCGACGACAUCUCCGACCCCCUUCGCACCUGCUUGGACGCCUGCAACACGGACCCCAUCUGUGACCUGCCAGCGCCGUUGACCGAUCCUGAAGUUUGUGUAGACGAAUGCUACAAUGUGUGGGGCGCCCCUGGUCCCGAUCCCGACGAGGAACAUUGA
Triticum turgidum subsp. durum (durum wheat) is the source of this 348-nucleotide messenger RNA. Lineage: Eukaryota; Viridiplantae; Streptophyta; Magnoliopsida; Poales; Poaceae. The record is from the annotation of a GenBank genome assembly.